Molecule: messenger RNA, 1097 nt
Organism: Saprolegnia diclina VS20
Lineage: Eukaryota; Oomycota; Saprolegniomycetes; Saprolegniales; Saprolegniaceae
Exons: 1
Coding region: 32-1030 (332 amino acids)
Source: RefSeq, a predicted model, not a curated record
CGUCAUCGUGACCGCCUCCGUCGACGGGCUCAUGGUCGAGUACGCGCAGCGCGAGCCAUUUGCGACCCGCGGUCAAAUCCAAGCCAUUAUGUACGCGCUCAUGGGGUCGGGCGGUCUCAUGGCGCGCUUCUUCAACCAGUUUUUUCUCAACGGCGCCCGGUACGGUGGCAACUACGACUUCUCCGCGGGUCCCAACGUCCCGUACUGGAUGGGUGUUGGCAUGGCGCUGGCGGCCCUCACAUGCGUCCUCGGUCUCAUUGUCGACUCCAAGAAGCGCGCGUCGCACGACCUACGCACCUGGUCGGCGGGGCUCUGGACGCUCUUGACGAGUCGCGUCGUGUUCCAGCUGCUCGCAUUCCGCUUCGCGUUCAACCUCUUUGCCAUGAUCACCGGUAGCCCCAUUUACGCGUGGGUCACCAACCUCGACAUGGGUUGGAUCAACAUCACGCCGCGCAUGCUCUUCGUGCCGGCGACGAUCCACUAUGGCCGCUUUGCGCUGCAGUGGAACUGGCGCCGCGUCGUCGCCGUCACGACCGUCUCCAACAUUGUGCUCAUGGCCCUCGCCACGUUCUUUGUCAUCUACGACGUCUCGCGCAACGCGUGGGUUUUCACAGCGCUCUUCUUGCUCACGGGCAUUCCAGUUGCCAUUACCAACCUCGUCACGGGCUUUGCCAUGGUCGAGAUGGCCGGCGUCGGCUACGAAGCCGUCAUUGCGGGUCUCUGGGCCACCAUCCGCGACCUCAACGUGCCGAUCGCCAACAAGGUGCGCACGUCGCUCGUCGACGAGUUCCCGGCCGUCAUGAGCAUGAAGAACGACUCACACACACACAACCAAGUCGCGUACCCGCACAUCAUCGGCUUCUCGAUCCAAGUUGUGGGCCUCAUCUGGCUUGUGCUGCUGCCGUCGCAGAAGACGCCACUGGCCAUGAUGAAGUCGCACGGCGCCUCGCGUGUCGCGGGUGUGCUUGUCGUGCUUGGUUACGUCGCGCUCGUCACCUUUUCGUGGCAGCAAGCCCUCGAAAAGUACUAGCUUGUCUAUUUAACGCCCUCCCAAUAAACUAAACACAAAUGCAUAUACUGCGGACAUGCAAAUCACG